This is a messenger RNA of Echinops telfairi (small Madagascar hedgehog), 2691 nucleotides long. RefSeq names its product NLR family pyrin domain containing 6 (gene NLRP6). The transcript is spliced from 8 exons. Gene Ontology annotation, cellular component: canonical inflammasome complex; cytoplasm. The record is from RefSeq and is a predicted model, not a curated record. Gene Ontology annotation, biological process: regulation of inflammatory response; acute inflammatory response; response to bacterium. Gene Ontology annotation, molecular function: vasopressin receptor activity; peptide binding. Lineage: Eukaryota; Metazoa; Chordata; Mammalia; Afrosoricida; Tenrecidae. The coding region runs from base 1 to 2691 and encodes 896 amino acids.
AUGGAGGAGCCCGCGGCCUCUUGCUCCCGAGUGGAGCACCGCGCCGCAGUGGCCCGCGACCUGCUCCUGGCAGCACUGGAGGACCUGAGCCAGGAGCAGCUGAAGCGCUUCCGCCACAAGCUGCGGGACGCCAGUGGGGGCAGCCGCAGCAUCCCGUGGGGCCGUCUGGAGCGAGCUGACGCCUUGGACCUGGUCGAACGGUUGGUUGAAUUCUACGGGCCAGAGCCGGCGCUGGAGGUGGCCCGCAAGGCCCUGAAGCGGUCAGACGUGCGUGAUGUGGCCACUCGGCUCAAGGAGCAGCGGCUGCAGUGUCUCGGCCCGGGCCCCGAGGUGGAGCUCUCUGUGUCUGAAUACAAGAGGACAUACAGGGCACACGUGCUGCUGCUGCACGCCAAGGUGAAGGAGAGGAACGCCCGCUCUGUCAAGAUCACCAAGCGCUUCACCAAGCUCCUCAUCGCGCCCGAGAGCGCCGAGGCCGACGGCUACGCCGAGGCCGACGACCUGCGGCCGCCUGAGGAGCCCGUGCCCCGGCGUGCGCGCCGCUCCAAUACCGACACCUUCAACCGGCUGUUCGGCCGCGACGAGGAGGGCGAGAGGCCCCUGACCGUAGUGCUGCAGGGCCCGGCGGGCAUCGGCAAGACCAUGGCGGCCAAGAAGAUCCUGUACGACUGGGCGGCGGGCAAGCUGUACCACGGCCAGGUGGACUUCGCCUUCUUCCUGUGCUGCCACGAGCUGCUCGAGCAAGCCUGUGCGCGCAGCCUGGGCGACCUGGUCCUGGAGCAGUGCCCCGACCGCCGCGCGCCGGUGCGCCAGAUCCUGGCGCAGCCGGAGCGGUUGCUGUUCAUCCUGGACGGCGCGGACGAGCUCCUGGCGGCCGGGUCCGCCGAGGCUGCGCCCUGCAGUGACCCCUUCGAGGCGGUGAGCGGCGCGCGGCUGCUGGGGGCCCUGCUGAGCAAGGCUCUGCUGCCCUCGGCCCGCCUGCUGGUGACGACGCGUGCCGCCCUGCCCGCGCAGCUGCAGGGCCCCCUGCGCUCGCCGCAGUGCGCCGAGGUGCGGGGCUUCUCCGACAAGGACAAGAAGAAGUACUUCUACAAGUUCUUCCUGGACGAGCGCACGGCCGAGCGCGCCUACCGCUUCGUGAAGGAGAACGAGACGCUGUUCGCGCUGUGCUUCGUGCCCUUCGUGAGCUGGAUCGUGUGCUCCGUGCUGCGCCGCCAGCUGGAGCGCGGCCAGGACCUCUCGCGCACCUCCAAGACCACCACGUCCGUCUACCUGCUCUUCCUCAUCAGCCUGCUGAGCUCGGCGCCCCCCGCCAAGGAGGCCGGGCUGCAGGGCGAGCUGCGCAAGCUGUGCCGCCUGGCCCGGGAGGGCGUCCUGGGCCGCCGCGCACAGUUCACCGAGCAGGACCUGGCGCGCCAGGAGCUGCGCGGCUCCAACGUGCAGGGGCUGUUCCUCAGCCAGAAGGAGAUGCCGGGCUUGCUGGAGGCCGAGGUCGCCUACCAGUUCACCGACCACAGCUUCCAGGAGUUCUUCGCCGCGCUGUCUUACCUGCUGGAGGAGGACGCGAGCCCCGAGGUCCCGGCGGGCAGCGUCGAGGCGCUCCUACGCGGUGACACGGAGCUGCGCGGCCACCUGACGCUCACCACGCGCUUCCUUUUCGGGCUGCUGAGCGCGGAGCGCAUGGGCGACAUCGAGCGCUACUUCGGCUGCGUUGUCUCCAAGCGGGUGAAGCAAGACGCCUUGCAGUGGGUGCUGGGGCAGGGCCGCCCCCCGGCGACGCCCGAGGGCGCCGAGGGGCUGCAGGGGCCAGAGGAGCCCGAAGAGGAGCAGGAGGAGGAGGAGGAGGAGGAGGAGGAGGCCAACUAUCCGCUGGAGCUGCUGUACUGCCUCUAUGAGACGCAGGAGGCCGAGUUCGUGCGCCAGGCUCUGCACGGCCUGCCUGAGCUGACGCUGGAGCGCCUGCGCUUCAGCCGCAACGAUGUGGCGGUCCUGAGCUACUGCGUGCAGCACUGCCCGCGCGGCCAGGCCUUGCAGCUGCGGGGGUGCGGGCUGAACGUGGUGCGGGAGAAGAAGAGGAAGAGCCUGGUGAAGCGACUACAGAGCAGCCUGGGCGGCAGGAAUUCUCAAUCAGGCCAGAAACAACGGCAAGUCUCCCCGCUGAGGCCGCUAUGUGAGGCCAUGGUUGACCCGCACUGUGGUCUGAGCAGCCUGACGCUAUCCCAUUGCAAGCUCCCGGACUCAGUCUGCCGAGACCUGGCCGAGGCCCUACGGCUGGCCCCCGCCCUGACCGAGUUGGACCUCCAGCACAACAGUCUGAGCGACAUGGGCCUGAAGGUGCUGUGUGAGGGGCUGGCCUGGCCCAGGUGCCAAGUGCAGACGCUCAGGGUGCAGCAGCCCAGCCUCCAGAAAGGCCUGCAGUACGUGGUCAGCUUGCUCCAGCAGAGCCCAGCACUGGCCACACUGGACCUCCAUGGCUGCCAACUGCCAGAAGACACUGUGAAGUACCUGUGCGCCACCCUGCAGCACCCCGCAUGCAGCCUGCAGUCCCUCAGUCUGGCCUCCAUGGAGCUGAGUGAGGACUCCCUGCAGGAGCUGCGGGCUGUGAAGAGUGCAAAGCCAGGUCUGAUCAUCACACACGCUGGGCUGGACCACCUCCCAGAGCCCCUCAAGAGCGUCAGCAGUGCCUUCUGA